Molecule: messenger RNA, 3952 nt
Organism: Belonocnema kinseyi
Lineage: Eukaryota; Metazoa; Arthropoda; Insecta; Hymenoptera; Cynipidae
Product: axoneme-associated protein mst101(2)-like
Exons: 7
Coding region: 83-3952 (1289 amino acids)
Source: RefSeq, a predicted model, not a curated record
AAUCAAGCUAAGGAUGCUGCGGUAGGAGGUGAUAACAAAGUCGGAGGAAAUACUGAAACAUCUGAAUCUUCUCAGGGAGUAGAUGCUGAAGCAGCAGAAGGAGGAGAUUCAAAACAGAAAGGAAAGGAGCAGAAGGGAGCUGCAAAAUCAACUCAGGGUCAAGCUCAGUCUCAAGCCGGAUCUAAUGCAUCAUCAGUUGGACAGACUCAAGCUAAGGAUGCUGCAGCAGGAGGUGAUAAAAAAAAUGGAGGUUAUGCUCAAACAUCUGAAUCUGCAUCUUCCCAGGGAGUUGAUGCCGACGGAGCAGAAGACGGAGAUUCUAAACAGAAAGGAAAGAAGCAGAAAAGAGCUUCAAAAUCAAAUCAGGGUCAAGAUCAAUCGCAAGACGGAGACAAUGCAUCACCAGUUGGACAGACUCAAGCUAAGGAUGUUGCAGCAGAAGCUGAUAAAAGAGUGGCAGGAACGUGAUAAAAAAGUCGAGCAGGCUAAACAAAAGAAAGUUGAAAAAGCGGAAAAGAAAGCCAAGCAUGACAAAAAAAAAGAAGAGGAAAAGGAGAAGAAAAAAUCCGAGCAUGAUCAGAAAAAGAAAGCCGAACAAGAGAAAAAAAGAAAAUUUCUUGUAUACUUCAAGAAAAUGAAGUUCGUCUUUGCUGCUCUGCUUUUUAUAUCUGCAGUUUUCUUAGGUUCAACCUUACCGGUUCCCAGUGCUACACCUGCUGUAGAUGUAAAGACACCUCCAAAUGUUGCUCCUCCAGUAGAUGGACAAGCAUCACCAACUGAAGAGCUGAAAUCAGAUUCUAGUUCUUCAACUAAACCUUCAGGCGGAGCUGAUGCUUCUCCAUCUGAACAGUCUAAGUCAGGUUCCAGCCCCGCAGUUCAACCUCAAUACGGAAUUCCAACCGAACAACCUAAAGCAUCAGAAAAAUCUGAAGAACCUGAAAAACCUAAAGACUCCGAAAAGUCGGUUUCUAUUCCUCAAGUUAAGCCGCCAGCCGGAGCUAAUUCAUCACCGGCUGAACAGCCCAAUCCAGAUUCCAGUCCAAUUAAAACUCCAGGCGGAGCUGAUGCGCCACCAGCUGAACAAUCUAAGCCAGUUUCCAGUCGUACAGUUCAAACUCCAGGCAAAGCUGAUGCUUCAUCAGCUGAACAGUCUAAACCAGUUUCUAGUCCCACAGUUCAACCUCAAUACGGAGUGCCAACCGAACAACCUAAGCCAUCCGAUAAAUCUCAAGAACCUGAAAACCUCGAAAAGUCUAAAAAACCGGAUUCCAGUCCUCAAGUUCAACCACCAGCGGAAACUAAUACACCAGCAACUAGACAGUCUAAAGCAGUUACCAAUCCUUCAAUUCAACCGUCAGGCGGAGCUGAUGCGCCACCAGCUGAACAGUCUAAACCAGUUCCUAGUCCUGAAGUUCAAACUCCAGGCGGAGCUGAUUCACCACCAACUGAACAGUCUAAACCAGUUUCCAGUCCCAUAGUUCAACCUCAGGACCGUGUGCCAACCAUACAACCUAAACCAUCAGAAGAAUCUGAAGAUCCUGAAAAACCUAAAGUGCCUAAAGAACCGGUUUCCAGUCCUCAAUCUCAACCACAAAAUGGGUCGAAUACAAAAUCAACUGAAGAGCCUAAACCAUCAGGAUUGUCUGAAGAACCUGAAAACCCUAAAGUGCCAGUCUCCAGUCCUCAAUCUCAACCUCAAGCUGGAGUUAAUACACCAGCAACUGGACAGGAAAUAAAAGAGAAAUCUGAACAAGUGAAAAAACAAAAAGCAGAACAGGAGAAAAAGGAACAAGCCGAGCAGGAGAAAAAACAGAAAGCUGAACAAGUGAAGAAACAAAAUGCCGAACAAGAGAGAAAACAAAAAGCCGAACAGGAGAAAAUAAAGCAAGCCGAACAGCAGAAAGAACAAAAACUCGAACAGGAGAAAAAACAAAAGGCUGAACAAGUGAAGAAACAAAAAGCCGAACAAGAGAGAAAACGAAAAGCCGAACAGGAGAAAAAACAAAAACUCGAACAGGAGAGAAAACAAAAAGCUGAACAGGUGAAGAAACAAAAAGCCGAACAAGAGAGAAAACGAAAAGCCGAACAGGAGAAGGAAAAGCAAGCCGGACAACAGAAAAGACAAAAACUCGAACAGGAGAAAAAACAAAACGCUGAACAGGCGAAGAAGCAACAAGCUGAACAAGAGAGAAAACAAAAGGCCGAACAGGAGAAGAAAAAGCAAGCCGAACAGCAGAAAAAACAAAAACUCGAACAGGAGAAAAAACAAAAAGCUGAACAGGCGAAGAAACAAAAAACUGAACAAGAGAGAAAACAAAAAGCCGAACAGGAGAAGAAAAAGCAAGCCGAACAGCAGAAAAAACAAAAACUCGAACAGGAGAAAAAACUAAAAGCUGAACAGGAAAGAAAACAAAAAGUUGAGCAGGAGAAAAAAUCUAAAAAAUUAUGUUUAGCCUUUCCGGAUUCUAUUUCAAACCUAGAUGGUCCUCCUCCAGAUGAUGGAUCAGCCACCGAUCCAGCUCAAGUCGGAGCUGGUAAACCACCAUCUAAAAGUACUAAACCAGGUUCCAGUACAGAUCCAGAUGCUGUUCCUUCAGAUGACGGAUCGACCACAGAUCCAUCUCAAACCGGAGCUAAGAAAACAUCAGCUAAAAACAGUAAAUCAGGAUUCAGUUCAGAUCCAGAUGCUGAUCCUCCAGACGAUUUAUCGGCCACAGAUCCAUCUCAAGUCGGAGCUAGUAAAACACCAGCUAAAAAAGGCAAACCAGGUUCCAGUUCAGAUCCAGAUGCUAUUCCUUCAGAUGACGGAUCGACCAUAGAUCCAUCUCAAACUGGAGCUAAGAAAACAUCAGCAAAAAAGAGUAAAUCAGGUUCCAGUUCAGAUCCAGAUGCUGAUCCUCCAGAUGAUUUAUCGGCCACAGAUCCAUCUCAAGUCGGAGCUAGUAAAAUACCAGCUAAAAAGGAUAAACCAGGUUCCAGCUCAGAUCCAGAUGCUGCUCCUCCAGAUGCCUUAUCGGCCACAGAUCCAUCUCAAACUGGAGCUAAGAAAACAUCAGCAAAAAAGAGUAAAUCAGGUUCCAGUUCAGAUCCAGAUGUUGAUCCUCCAGAUGAUUUGUCGGCCACAGAUCCAUCUCAAGUCGGAGCUAAUAAGACACCAGCUAAAAAGAGUAAAUCAGUUUCCAGUUCAGAUCCAGAUGCUGCUCCUCCAGAAGACUUAUCGGCCGCAGAUCCAUCUCAAUUCGGAGCUAGUAAAAUAUCAGUGAAAAAGAGUAAAUCAGGUUCCAGUUCAAUUCCAGGUGCUGCUCCUGCAGAUGAUUUAUCGGCUACAGAUCUAUCUCAAGCCAAGCCUGUUAGUUUAACAAAUAAAGAAAAUACAUUAGAUACUGGCUUAGGUGCAGAUACUAGUACUUCAGAUAGUUUAGGGGCACAAAAAAAUGCUAUCGGAGGUAAAUCAAGUCUUAAAGGAAAAGCAGCUAAGAAAUCUGGUAAAGGUAAAAAGUCUCAUAAGCAUAAAAAAUCCAAAAAAGGUAAAAAAGGAAAACAUGGUAAGAACAAAAAGAAAUCUGGAAGAAAUAAAAACAAGGAAGCCGCACGAAAGAAAAAAAAGCAGGCUGAACAUAAGAAAAGGAAAGCUCAGCACGAGAAAAGGAAAGCUCAACACGAGAAAAGAAGGAAAGCCCGACUAGCGAAAAAAAAGAAAGCGGAAGAGAAGAAAAAAAAAAAAGUGAUGUUUAGAAUAAGUCAUACAAGUAUUCAGACGUUGGGACUCCGAGUAAGAAGUCUGGCGUUCAAUCCCUUAGCCGGUACCUCUGGAAAUUUAUGCUAUCUACUUUUACUAGGUUCUAGUGGUCAAAGUCCCACUUUAGGUUAUAAGUCCCAACGUCUUGCCGUAGAGUCUGUAACUCAGUCAGUGGAUGGUGGGGUUAAAACCCAGGCUUUGCCUAGCAUGUGA